This is a messenger RNA of Fusarium proliferatum ET1, 1140 nucleotides long. RefSeq lists its product as uncharacterized. Lineage: Eukaryota; Fungi; Ascomycota; Sordariomycetes; Hypocreales; Nectriaceae. Gene Ontology annotation, molecular function: oxidoreductase activity. The transcript is spliced from 5 exons. The coding region runs from base 1 to 1140 and encodes 379 amino acids. The record is from RefSeq and is a predicted model, not a curated record.
AUGCCCGCUGUUAUCUCAGCGCUAGCCGUUGCCCCAGCUCCCGCGGUCACUGACUAUGCAAAUCACUUGGCAGACGCGCCAGUAGAGCUCCCGGAAGGCUUUCCAGAGGUGCUCGAUGGGCCCAUGGCUUGGACUGGCUCUCAGUUUAUGGAUCAGUCAGACUACAUCUACACUCUGAGUGAGUCUGAUUUGCAGGAAACUGAGAAUGCCCUGUGGUACUUUAAAACACGAGGACUUGACGGGGAUCUUAUCUCUCGAGACAACUUCCCUCUUCCCAUCCUAGGCUCCCGACUUGACAAAAUUCGACGAGAUAUUUAUCAUGGCAAAGGCUUUGGUCUCAUCCGUGGGCUCGACCCACAGAAAUACUCAACUGAGGAUCUUACUCUGCUUUAUCUUGGCAUCCAGUCGUACAUUGCUAAUCGCAAUGGUCGGCAGGAUGGAAAAGGCAAUAUGCUAGUUCACAUUACUGCCGAUAGCUCAUCCAAGCUCAAGGCUGGGCAUCAUCGUCACUCCACGGCGUCUAUCACUUUUCAUAAUGAAGAAGCUGGUGACGUCAUUAGCUGGCUCACACGGAGCACUGCUGCGGCGGGAGGUAAGUGCAUCAUUGCAUCGGCCUACACUGUCUACAACCUCUUGGCUGCGAGUCGACCCGAUUUGAUCAACGCGCUCGCUCAAUCUGAUUGGCCGUUCACUAUGCCCCAUUUCCAGCACAGGCCCGUCCUGUUCCAUCACGAGGGAAAGGUCAUCAUCAACCUCAAUCGAGUAGCGUUAACGGGAAGUGCUGUUCAUCCGCGCUCUUCAAGCCUUCCAUGCGUUAGUCCACGCCAGCUCGAAGCCCUUGAUGCGAUAGAGAGCAUUGCCGAGGCGGUGCAGCUCGAGAUCGGCACCCAGGCCGGUGACAUGCAUUUCGUCAACAAUCUGACUAUCCUGCACCGACGGGAAGGAUUCGUCAACGGCAAAACCAUAGACGAACGACGACACUUGGUCCGGAUGAGACUUCGGGACGAUGACCUCAGUUGGAAGCUCCCUGAAGAUUUGAGACAAGAAUGGUCAGCUGCGUUCGACGAGACAGCGCCCAAAAUUUGGCAUCUUGAACCUAUGCCGGACGGCUUCUUUCCACUCAGAUCACAAGCCAACUGA